AUAUAUAUACACAUAUAUUUCUCCAUUUUCUUCCCUAUCUCUUCCACCAUAUCCUCUACGGCCACCGAUUGUAUAUUCCACCCACCUCUCUCUCUCUCUCUAAACAUGAGGAGGAACUGCAAUUUGGAACUCCGCCUUGUGCCGCCGUCGCCAUUCCUUUUUUCCGAUCACCACCAUGACCGUCAAGAAACACCCAGGUUUGAUCGAUUUAGUGAAGGAAUGGAACUAACGCUCGCCGGAGAUUCGACGGAGAAACAGCAGAACCACCAGCAGCUGACGAUUUUCUACGGGGGGAAGGUCAGCAUUUGUGACGUCACUGAGCUUCAGGCAAGGACGAUAAUAAAGCUAGCAAGCGAAGAGAUGGAGGAGAAAUGGAGAAGAACACCAGGCUCAACUCCUUCUUCGGAGCCGUCUUCACCACUGAUAUCGCCUCCGGUGUGUAGCCCAGCUGGGCUUUCCAUGAAAAGAUCGUUGCAGAGGUUCCUCCAAAAGAGAAAGCAUAGGAUCCAAGCAACUUCGCCUUACCAUCACUAGCUUAUGAUAAUACAUAUACAAGUUCUGAUUAACAAGUUACGUUCCAUAGUUUAGUUCAGAAGCGAUGGCGAGUUUCCUCAUGGGUUGUGUUUUGCUCGUAAGACAAUGUGAAUUAUGUAUUAGUCAAACUAAAAUCAGUCGAAAUCAUGUUGACUUGUCGACUAUGUACUUGUAUUACAUUUGUUUGUUUGUUCGUUUUCAAAUUUUGUUGGGCAUGAAGGCGUAAAAAGCAUACGUUUUUGUCAUCGGUUA
Messenger RNA from Cynara cardunculus var. scolymus (artichoke), 786 nucleotides. RefSeq names its product protein TIFY 5A-like. The coding region runs from base 106 to 534 and encodes 142 amino acids. NCBI's taxonomy places the organism in Eukaryota, Viridiplantae, Streptophyta, Magnoliopsida, Asterales, Asteraceae. The record is from RefSeq and is a predicted model, not a curated record. The transcript is spliced from 3 exons. Gene Ontology annotation, biological process: regulation of defense response; response to wounding; regulation of jasmonic acid mediated signaling pathway. Gene Ontology annotation, cellular component: nucleus.